CUCAUUCUCUCUCUAAAUUUUCCACUAAGAAACUCCACUUACAUGAAGAUCAAAUCGGCGGGAUUUAUCAUCAAAUUUUUAAAUCGCGAAUUGCAAAUGGAUUCAACUGAAGCUCCGAUCCAAGCGAUGAGCCAAAAUUUCCAGUUGUUACUUAAGAACGAUGAAUUUACUGAGGAAGAAGUGGAUCUUUUAUAUGACUUAUUCAAUAAACUCAGCAACUCUGUUGUCAAAGAUGGUUUUAUUCAAAAGGAGGAACUUCAACUUGCAUUAUUUAAGAAUAGUAUGAAGAGAAGCCUUUUUCUGGACAGAGUAUGUGUUUCCUUUUAGUUGUUAGAUGCUGAUGUCCCAUAUUUAUGCAAGAAUUUCCAAUCUAAGUAUGUGUUCACUUGUUCUUUUUCCUUCGGUUUGCAUAAUACUGAAGU
Molecule: messenger RNA, 422 nt
Organism: Chenopodium quinoa (quinoa)
Lineage: Eukaryota; Viridiplantae; Streptophyta; Magnoliopsida; Caryophyllales; Amaranthaceae
Product: calcineurin B-like protein 7
Exons: 4
Coding region: 43-327 (94 amino acids)
Biological process (GO): calcium-mediated signaling
Molecular function (GO): kinase binding; calcium ion binding
Source: RefSeq, a predicted model, not a curated record